Monosiga brevicollis MX1 is the source of this 2974-nucleotide messenger RNA. RefSeq lists its product as uncharacterized. The record is from RefSeq and is a predicted model, not a curated record. The coding region runs from base 189 to 2690 and encodes 833 amino acids. Gene Ontology annotation, biological process: actin polymerization or depolymerization; barbed-end actin filament capping; cytoskeleton organization. Gene Ontology annotation, cellular component: cytoplasm; actin cytoskeleton. NCBI's taxonomy places the organism in Eukaryota, Choanoflagellata, Craspedida, Salpingoecidae. The transcript has 3 exons. Gene Ontology annotation, molecular function: phosphatidylinositol-4,5-bisphosphate binding; actin filament binding.
UCUCGCGCCCUUUCCGUCAAGUGUUCUUCUCCUCUUUGCUGCGCGGCUGUCAAGCUCGACAUUUUCUCUUCUUGUUUGACUAGUGUCAACCUUCUGCAUCCACUGUCAAAGAGGUCGCGUUGAGCGGCGUCGUUGAUAGCAGCCACAGAUUUGAACCCCGUGGUCUCACUACAAUUACAACCACCAUCAUGGGCUUUGAGGCUCCCAAGGGCGUUCCCACCGUCUUCGACCCCAGCUUCAAGGGCGUCGGCCAGAAGCCUGGUCUCGACAUCUGGCGUGUGGAGAAGCUCGCCGUGGUGAAGAAGGAACCCACAGACAAGGCUUUCAAGGGCCAGCUCCACGAGGGCGAUGCCUACAUUAUCCUCCAGACCAAGCAAGUUGGCCCUGCGCUUGAGCGCCACAUCUACUUCUGGCUCGGCAAGGAGUCGACCCAGGACGAGCAGGGCGUGGCCGCCUACAAGACGGUCGAGCUCGACCAGUCGCUCGGCGAUGAGCCCGUCCAGCAUCGCGAAGUCCAGGACCACGAGUCAGACGAGUUCCUUGGUCUCUUCAAGGAUGGUCUGCAAUAUCUGCCUGGAGGCGUGGCCACUGGCUUCAAGCACGUUGACAAGGAGGGCGAGCACCGCACUCGUCUGCUCCACGUCAAGGGUCGCCGCAAAAUCCGCGUCUCCGAGGUCCCUCUUCAGGCCGGCAGCGUCAACGAGGGUGAUGUCUUCAUCCUCGAUGCCUACAUGGAGAUUUACCAGUGGAACGGCAAGGAGGCUAGCCGUCUUGAGAAGACCAAGGCCAUGCAGAUUGUCCAGCGCAUCCGCGAUGAGGAGCGUGGCGGCAGUGCCAAGAUCUCCGUCAUUGACCAGGACAAGGACGACGAUGCCGCCUUCUGGGGCAAGCUUGGUGGCAAGCCGGCUCAGAUCAAGUCGGCUCAGGAUGCCGGCUCGGAUGACGCCCAUGAGCGCAGCGCCGUCAAGGAGAUGACCCUCUACCGCGUCUCCGACGCCUCGGGCUCCAUGCAGGUCACUCCCAUCGAGGAGAAGCCCUACAAGAAGGAGCAGCUCGACACCAACGAUGCCUUUAUCCUCGACUGCGGACCCGCCGGUAUCUUUGUCUGGGUCGGCAAGGGUGCCACCAAGGAGGAGCGUGCCUUCUCCAUGCGCACUGGUACCGACUUUAUCAAGCAAAAGGGCUACCCCAACCACACCCCCGUCACCCGCGUCGUCGAGACCGGCGAGACCCCUGUCUUCAAGGAGAAGUUUGCCUCAUGGCCCGAACCCAACAUGCUUCUCCCCGGCCAGUAUGCCAAGCGCGAGAAGAACCCGGCCUUCAACAAGCAGUUUAGCACCAUGACGCUUCACGAUGCUGUCGAGCGCCAAAAAGAGACGCUGCCCGAUGACGGCAAGGGUACCCUCGAGGUCUGGCGCAUCGAGAACUUUGAGCGCGCCCCCGUUCCCAAGGAGCAGUACGGCCACUUCUUUGGCGGCGACUCGUACGUCAUGCUCUACACCUACCUUAAGAACAGCAAGAAGUGCUACAUCAUUUACUUUUGGCAGGGCCUCAAGUCGUCCCAGGACGAGCGCGGUGCCUCGGCCAUCCACGCCGUCAAGCUCGAUGAGGAGUACGGUGGCGAUCCGGUCCAGGUCCGCGUCGUCCAGAACAAGGAGCCCCCGCACUUUUACCUCGUCAUGCAGCAGUUUGGCGGCAUGGUCGUGCACGCCGGUGGCCACGCCUCGGGCUUUAAGAACGUUGCCGAUCAGGACAGCUACGACACGGACGGCACCCGCCUCUUCCAGGUCCGCGGCACCAACGACUGGAACACCCGCGCCGUCCAGGUCGAGGAGGAGCCUGCCUCCCUCAACUCGGGCGAUGUCUUCAUCCUCGAGACCCCCAAGCAGUGCUACCUGUGGUUCGGCAAGGGCUGCAGCGGCGAUGAGCGCGAGUUUGGCCGCCAAAUUAUCAAGGCGGUCAUUGGCAACCGUGGCUUUGAAACGGUCACGGAAGGCCAGGAGCCUGCCGAGUUCUGGUCUGGUCUGGGCCACGACAUUGCCAACGGCCGUCCCCACUACGCUGAGGUCAAGGAGGCCCAGAUGCAGGAAUACCGUCCCCCGCGUCUGUUCCAGUGCUCCAACGCCCGCGGCUACUUUUAUGUCGAGGAGAUUUUCGACUUUGAUCAGGAGGACCUGAUUGAGGACGACGUCAUGAUCCUUGACGCCUUCUUCGAGGUCUUUGUCUGGAUUGGUGCGGGUGCCAACGUCGAGGAGCGCAAGCACGCUCUGGAGACGGCCAAGGAGUACGUCGACUCGGAUCCUACGGACCGCACGAGCGAUGACACGGCCAUCAUGGUGGUCAAGCAGGGUCUGGAGCCAACCAACUUCCGCUGCCACUUUAUGGCGUGGGACGACGAGAAGUGGUCCAACGGCAUGAACUACGAGCAGCUCAAGGCCGCGCUCGGCUCGGGUGAGGUUGGUGCCGUCAGCCUCGACCAAGCAAUGGAUGCCUUUAGCACCAACAAGAAGUACCCCUAUGAGCAGCUCAAGAGCAAUGACGGUCUCCCUGACACUGUUGACAAGACGAAGAAGGAGCAGUACCUGUCGGACGACGACUUCCAGACCAUCUUCAAGAUGAGCCGCUCCGAGUUCUCGGCGCUGGCCAAGUGGAAGCAGAACAACAAGAAGAAAGAAGUCGGCCUCUUCUAAAGCAAGCACACGCUUGAUUUUGUGUCGAGUUCUGCGAAAUACGACCUUGUACAGCGAGCGUGGCUUGUGCGCUGCUGGCUUGGCCUGUUGUCAGCUCUUUGUGACCUCGCGCUGUAUGUUUUAUCUGUGUUUUGUUGGAGGUGCUUGGCCCGCGCGUGUUUGUUGCAGUAUGCAAAGCGCGCCGUUUGGCCUCGCGUUUUCAUUCAAUCUUCCUCCUGCCGCGCUUGCGCGCCCGAGUUGGUCCAUGCCACUCGGCUCAUCCCCUUAAAUUCAUUUUAACAUGU